AUGCACUUCUCAACCCAUGUCGUGACUGCCUUGGCCAUCGCAGCCGGCACCGCCCACGCUGGCUUCUCCGAGGAAGCCUCGGAAGCCAAUGCUCCCGGCAGCAGCAGGAUAGGCUCAGCCCCUACCACCCAGAAGGCCGAAACCUUCGUGAAGCCCACUGAGUCCGCCACGACGGCCAAACCCACCAUCAUCGCCAAACCCGCCACGACGGCCAAACCCAGCACGACCCUCUACCAGCCCAUCUGGGAGCCCAGCGUCGUUGUCGUCGAGACCAGCGCCACCGUCUCCGAGCCCUGCCCCUCGUGCACCCACGCCCCGACAACCACCGCCCCAAUCUACUCCAGUGCCUCGCAGCCUCACUACGGCACUCCCUCCAGCGUGUCCGAACCGCAGCAUCCAGCUUCAUCCGUCCGACACCCCGGCCCCGCGGCCUCCCACAGCACCAGCACCAGCACCUUCAAUAGUGUUGGACCCACCGCCCCUGCUCCCACGCACCCCAUCCCAGCAACCUCCACCCCGGCAGCAGUCCACCCCACCGUCACCCAACCAAGCGUCCCUUUCAGUGUCAUCGGAUCGACCGGCGCACCAACCCACCCUCCCCCGGUGCCCCCGUCAACCCCCCGCAUCCCCAUCCCCCUCUCCACGGGGUCCGUCAGCUCGUCGACCCACCGGUUCUCCAACUCAACCACCUCCACCCUGUCCCGCGCGACGAGCGGUAGCAAUGGCGGCGGUGGCGGUGUGGUCCCUGCGGCGCCCACUGUUACAGGGUUCGAGCCUUCCAGCUCCGGUGUGAGGAUGAUUGUCCCCGGUCUGGCUGUGAUUGGGGGGAUUGCGAUGGGGUUGCUUGUUUUGGCUUAG
Aspergillus heteromorphus CBS 117.55 is the source of this 858-nucleotide messenger RNA. RefSeq lists its product as uncharacterized. The record is from RefSeq and is a predicted model, not a curated record. The transcript has 2 exons. Bases 1 to 858 code for a protein of 285 amino acids. Lineage: Eukaryota; Fungi; Ascomycota; Eurotiomycetes; Eurotiales; Aspergillaceae.